This is a messenger RNA of Pedinophyceae sp. YPF-701, 969 nucleotides long. The record is from the annotation of a GenBank genome assembly. Lineage: Eukaryota; Viridiplantae; Chlorophyta; Pedinophyceae.
AUGGUACGGGGUGUUGCACAGGGGAGGCAGUGGGCGAGCACUGCGAUGUGGGUGAUCCGCGGCGGGGGCAAGCCUCCAGGAGGAGGAGGGAACCGGGCCGCGCACGGGCACCGCCGCGUGUCGUCCUCGCCGCGUGCGGGCUCGAACUUCGCCGCGCUCUCGCACGGCGCGUCAGCGAUUAAGUCGGGGCUCGGGGUCGCGAUGGGCCUGUUCGCCACGGGCGCGGCUGUGGCAGCAACAGGGAACAGUGGGGCCUCCGCGCCGUCGCCGGAAGAGCGUGAGGCGCGGGCCACGGGCCCCCUGCCGAAGGGGCUCGAGAAGCUGAAGGCGAUGUCGAACGAGCAGAAGCAUCCGAGCUGUCUCUGGGACACGCCGUGGCUGUCUCGGCUGGUCAGCGCCCAGGACAGCAUCAUCGUCGAGGGCGGCGGGGCAGCGAAGGAGGUGGCGAACCUCCCUGGCGCCGACGACCACAUGUUCCUCGCCAUGAAGCGUUCCGGGCAGCUGCGGUCCUACACGUGCAUCUACGAGCGCAGCGCGGGCCGCUACCACACAGUGUUCGACCUCGGCGGCGAGGUGUGCGGGUUCCCGUCCGUCGUCCAUGGCGGCCUGAGUGCGAGCAUCUGCGACGAGACCCUCGGCGGCCUCCUCUUCGCCCUCAAGAUGGAGGGCGACCUGCCGCGGGGUCCUGCCUUCACUGCGCGCUUGGAGGUCGACUACCGCAAGCGGGUGCCGGCGGAGUCGCUGGUGGUGUGCACGGCGGAGCUGAUCGAGGUGGAUGGGAGGAAGGUGUGGAUGAAGUGCGCGCUGCACGACGGGAACGGUCCGGGCGAGGGCGAGGGGAAAGUGUUUGUGGAGGGCAAGGCGCUGUUUGUGCACCCGCGGACGGACAAGAUGGUCAAGGAGGCUGUCAAGAUGGGCCCGAAGAUCGUGGCGGGCUACGUCGCGGACAAGCUCGGCGGCGGUCGGUAG